Molecule: messenger RNA, 4058 nt
Organism: Procambarus clarkii (red swamp crayfish)
Lineage: Eukaryota; Metazoa; Arthropoda; Malacostraca; Decapoda; Cambaridae
Source: RefSeq, a predicted model, not a curated record
UAAAAUAAGUGUUGAUAAGUCCCUUGAGUAUACAGCGUAUAAGCUAAAUAAAUAAAGAUUGAAGUAGGAGAGCAAGUGGUGGGCGGAGAGCGCAUGCGCGGCCUCCUCACUUGUGAGAGCCACCAACCCAAACAUCUCACACCAGUCGAGACUGAACCAUGGUGCGCGGUGGUUGACGCUGGCUCCUUUAUCGUAUAUGGAAUUUGUGUGUUGUGUUUCUGUCGACUUUUGGUAAAUGUAACGUUAUAGAUUUCGACAAUGGGAGGUGCAGAAAGCAAGUGCAUUGGGGACAGGGGAGGGGAGCCCGUGACGAGAAAUAAUGGCGUUCACAGUUCAGUUGGAGUGGCGACGCUGACAAAGGACAAGUUACCCAUGCCGGACACUGAGGAACUAGAACGUCGCUUUACUAAAGUUCUGGCAUCGAUGGACCUGCCGCCGGACAAGGCCAAGUUGCUGAAGCAGUAUGACGAGAUGAAGAAGUGGGACAUGAUCUGCGACCAAGAGCGUGUCAGCGCCAAAGACCCACCAGCUCAUUACCUCAACAAGCUCAAGACCUACCUCGACCCCAAGGCAUCCAGGUCUAGCAGGAAAAGGAAAAUGGUGGGGGAAUCAACAUCUACUCAGGUUCUAAGAGACCUGGAAAUCUCCCUCAGAACAAACCACAUAGAAUGGGUGCGGGAAUUUUUAAAUGAAGAGAACCGAGGACUUGAUGUUUUAGUGGAUUAUCUUACCUUCAGACUCAUGAUGCUCCGACAUGAGCAGAGGAUACGAGAAAGUUUAGAAGAGGAAGAGGAGGCAAGAAAUCUCAAUGGACAACUUAAACCCUCUUUAGAAAUAGACUCCCCACGAAUGAAGAGGGCUUCACGUCAUGUUCAGAAACUGAAUAUGGGAGACUCCAAAGAUGAUAUCCAUGUCUGUAUUAUGUGCAUGAGAGCGAUUAUGAAUAACAAGUAUGGCUUUAACCUGGUGUUUGAGCACCGUGAAGCUAUCGGGUGCAUCGCUCUCAGUCUAAAUCACAGAAGUUUACGGACAAAAGCUCUUGUCUUAGAACUCCUAGCAGCCAUCUGUUUAGUCAAAGGUGGCCAUGAAAUUAUACUUAAUGCCUUUGAUAACUUCAAAGAUGUUUGUGGCGAGUCUCAGCGCUUCCAGACCCUCAUGGCAUAUUUUUCCAACUAUGAGUGCUUCCACAUAGAAUUCAUGGUAGCAUGUAUGCAGUUUAUCAACAUAGUAGUUCACAGUGUGGAGGAUAUGAAUUUCCGUGUACACCUUCAAUAUGAAUUCACACAACUCGGUAUAGAUGACUUUUUAGAGAAGUUGAGACAUCACGAAAGUGAAGAAUUACAGAUUCAAAUAUCUGCGUAUCUAGACAAUGUGUUUGAUGUUGCAGCGCUCAUGGAGGACAGUGAAACUAAAACAGCAGCAUUAGAAAGGGUAGCAGAAUUGGAAGACGAAUUAGCUCAUAUGGCAGAACGAAUGUCUGAAAUGGAAGCUGAAUCUUUAGCAAAAUUAGUCGAAUUAGAGGGCGAAUUGGUUGACAUGCGCAGACAAAAGGAGGAGUUGGAGAAUAUUCAUUGUCAGGUUCAAGAGGAGGUGUCAACUCUACGGAGAGAAGUCAAUCAGAAAAGUGAAGAAUCUCGUCAAAGACAAUCGAUGUUGGAAAAACAAAUCCUAGAGCUUGAAAAUCUUGCAAGAUCAAGUCCAAGUGGUGUAGAAAGAUCGGGCACUGAAGCACUGGCUCCUGCACCUCCACCCCCACCACCACCACCACCAGGUGUGUCUAGUUUCUUUGCUCCACCACCGCCACCGCCACCUCUGGGAUGUUCCACACCACCUGCGCCACCAAAAUUGCCGAUGGGAAUGAGCAGUGGACUGCGACCACCACCUCCAGCACCUGGAAUGAACUUGGUUGCUCCACCUGACUCGAUGACGAUAAAGAAGAAAGUUAACACGAAGUAUAAGCUACCGACACUCAAUUGGGUCGCUCUGAAGCCCAAUCAGGUACGAGGAACAGUUUUCAAUGAACUUGAUGAUGAAAAACUGUUUAAUGUCAUUGACUUCCUAGAAUUUGAAGAACAUUUCAAAAUCGGUUUAGGAGGAGGUUCUGGCAAAGCCAAUGGAGAUGUUUCAGAGGUUGAUUCUCUACACGCUUUUGGUAGUAAAAGAAUUAAGAAGCUAGAAUUAACUUCUCUGAUGGAACAUACCCGCUUAAGAAAUAUUGCCAUCUCUCGAAGAAAACUGGAUCUUCCAUUUGAUGUUGUGAGCAAGGCUGUGAAUUCCUUGGAUCUGAAGACGCUUAAUGUAGAUAGUGUGGAAUUGCUUCAACGAAUGGUUCCUACUGAUGCAGAGAUUAAAGCGUAUCGUGAAUAUGAGAGAGAACGGAAGCCUGUAAAUCAACUAACAGAGGAGGAUCAAUACAUGUUACAGCUCAGUAAAGUUGACAGACUGUCUACCAAACUUCAGAUAAUGAGUUUCAUUGCUAACUUCUUCGACAGUGUGCAUAUCGUCACACCACAAGUCCAUGCUAUCAUCACAGCGUCCAGAUCUGUCAAAAACAGCAAUAAGUUAAGAAGAAUGCUUGAAGUUAUUCUUGCAUUUGGUAACUACAUGAACAGCAGUAAACGCGGACCAGCGUAUGGAUUUAAACUGUCAAGUCUGGACACUUUAUGUGAUACCAAAUCGGCAGACAAGAAGAUGAGCUUGCUGCAUUACAUCCAAGACACUAUACGUCUUAAGUUUCCUGAGCUCAAUAAUUUUGAAUCUGAUCUAAGAUUUAUUGAAAAGGCUGCACAGGUAUCCUUGGAAAAUAUUAUUACCGACGUGAAUGAAUUGGAAAAGGGAAUGGAACAAGCUAAGAAAGAACAUGAUCGUUAUCGGGACAUGCGGAGUGCUGAAGGGCAUGCUGCAGUAGCCGUGUUGAAAGAAUUCUUGUGUAACUCGGAGGAUAAACUCAGAAAGCUAAGAGCAGAAGCCAAGACAGCCCAGACCUCAUUUGCCGAGGUGUUAGAAUAUUAUGGCGAGAGCUCCAGAAGUAUGGCACCUAACACAUUUUUUGCCAUCUUUGUGCGGUUCUCUAAAGCUUACAAGGUUGUUGAGCAAGAAAAUGAACAAAGAAGAAGAUUGGAGGCUGCCAGCAGAGCAGCAGCUCUCAACCAACAGAAGCAACAGCAGCAACAGGAAGAACGCCAGCAGGUGGCACGUAACAAUAAAAUAAAUGUUCGUAAGCAACAGGGAUAUGGAGGCGAGGAGGCAAUAAUGAGCGAGAUGAAAGCUCGCGGCGUGGUUGCUGACAAGAGGCUUCUCUCGCAAGAGGAUGUUUAUCAUGGAGCAUUGGAAGAUAUCCUAAUUGGGCUUAAAAAUGAACCAUAUCGGCGUGCUGAUGCUGUUCGCAGAAGUCAACGCAAGAGAAAUGAAAAUGUCAGGCUGUCUCGCACCCUUGAUGAAAUGGAGUUUUAAGUACAGUAUUGUGGUUAAACUGCACAAACUUUGUCAGUUAAUAAUUUGUACUUUUUCCUUGUUAAAUAAAACUGCUGUGGCUGCUGAUAUCAGUCAUACUUAUGUAGUAAAGAACAUGGGGUGACCUUUACUUUGACUGAUCAUACUCCAGUGCAAUAAUGUGUGAAUGUAAGCAAAAUUGACAUACAUAUUGCAAUGUGUGGGUUAUUCCCUAUGAACCCUGAACCAAAUACUUGUAUAUAAAAACUUUGUAUAAAACAAGAUUUAAGUACUGCUAAUCCAGUUUUAAUAGUUAGGUAUACUUUUUGGACAUUUUGCAAGCUAUCAUAUUAUUUUCAGGUCUUAGAACUCAAAACUUUAGAAACGAUAAGUUUUAAGCAUUACAUAUGUAUGCACCUUCUCAUUAGAUAUAUCUAGCAUUCCAUCUUCACGAACUGCUGUAUAAUGCACGUUGUUUCUUAUACCUUAUGUAUUAUACAGUGAUUAAACAAUUGUUACCACUGAAGGUAGUCGACUUCAUUGCCAUUAGUCUUUGAAUGGCUUUCCAUCUGCUAAUUACUUGCUACUCUUAUUCAUUUGGUAGCCACAAUAUUAUAUUGUAGCUA